UCCAGAUACUUUCUCUCUCUCUCUCUAAACCUUCAUAAAUCUCCAGAUACUCUCUCUCUCUCUCUCUCUCUCUGCUGCAAAUCACUUACUCGGACACACAUCUCUAACUUUUCUCUCUAUAAAUUCUUUGCAAACCAUCACAAGCAAGGAAGAAUGGUACCAUGAUCAUCAGGCGAUGGUGGUCCCUGCACAGGCAACCAUGGCUUCCUUUUUCACACUCAUCAUCGACAUUUACCACCAUUUCCACCGCAGAGAGCAGCUCGGUUGAAGACGCAGAGAAAUACUGGUUAGAGUUGAUGAACCAUUGCUUCAAACCCAACUUCGAGAGAUCCCUCUGCAAAAUUAGGGCAAAACUCGCUCCCUCUUGUGUUGUAGCUGUCCUAAAAAAAUGUUCCUCUUCUUCGUUACCAGAGAGCCAUGGAAGAGCUCUAGGGUUGAGGUUCUUUGUAUGGGCAGGCCAGCAAAAGGGUUACAGGCACCCGCCCUCCAUUUACAAGAACGCCUGUAAGCUCCUCGCCAUUGCUGAGAAACCAGAGAUUUUGGCCAAGACCCUCGAUGAUUACAAGAAAGAAGAGGGCGUUCUGGUCACUGCUCGUUCCUUUUGGGUUCUUCUCGCUCUGUGCAAAGAGGCUGAAUUGCUUGAACCAGCUAUUGGUCUUCUUAGAAGAAUGGAGGAUUUCCAUUGCAGGCCUGAUAUUGCUUCCUACAACAUCGUUCUCCAUCUUUUACUGAGAGGAGAGAGAGAGAAAGGAGGAGAGAGAAAGUUUGGAGGGGAGAGCGAGGUUGGAAUUGAGAGAGAAGUGGGUAGAGAGAGAAAACUUGGAGGGGUGAGAGAGACCUUUAAUUGCAAAGUUGAGGAGGCCAAGGCCAUGGUUAGAGAGAUGUUAGAGCUUGGUCUCAUUCCUGAUGCGAUCACGUAUACCAUUCUGAUAAAGGGGUUUUGCAAAUCGAAUAGGUUCGAAGAAGCUCGACAGCUUCUUGUUGAUAUGCAGGGCCGUGGUUGCCCCUCAACUGUUUGUAUCUAUUCAACCAUUAUAGAUGCCUUUUGUAAAGCUGGUAAAAUUGAAUUGGCAAUGGAGAUUUUCAGAGAGAUGGAAGAGAGAGAAAAUGGGUGCACCCCAAAUGUGGUAACUUACACCUCUCUCAUCCAAAGCUUUUGUGAAAAUGGAAGAACUCAAGAAGCUCUUUCUCUCCUCAACACAAUGGUGGACAAUGGGUGCAUGCCAAAUCGAGUAACACUGAGCACCAUUGUUGCAGGCCUGUGUAAAAAAGGGCGCAUGGAUGAAGCCUAUAAAGCUUUUGAUGGAUUGGUUCAAAGGGGUUGUUUCUUAGGAAGAGAAAAGUGGUUUUACAGUUCCCUCUUUCUCUCUCUGCUGAGAACAAAAAACACAGUCGAUGCUGAGAAACUGAUGAAGAAAAUGUUGGGUGGUGUGAUUGUGCUUGAUGAAUUGGCUUGCAGCUCUUGGAUUAGGUGGCUUUGUGACGAGAAGAGCUACUUGGAGGGUUUAGUUUGGUGUCUUGAAUUGGAAAAACAGUCUUGCUCAUUAGAUUCAGAUAUUUUUUCUUUACUCCUUGUUGGCCUAUGUGAACAGAGCCAUUUCAAAGAAGCAGGUAACUUGGUUAGAGUGAUGGUGGGCAAGAGAUUUAUACCUAGAGAUCUCCAUGUUGAUCUUGUUGUUAAAGGAUUGAAGGAGAAAGGUGAUGAAAGUGGGCUCAUUGAGGAUCUCAUGAACCUGAAAACUAAUUAGGCCUUUGAAAGUAUAUGGCCAGGUUAAAGGGAUUUGCCAUUAAGAUUGAAAGUAACUAUUAGGCAUUUGAAAAGUAGAAAGUGUUUACAAUGAGACCAUUUAUUUUUUAUAUAAGGGGGUCAUAAUUAGAGUUAAACCCUUAGAUUUGAAUUCGGGUGGUUGAUGAUGUGUCAUUAUUUAAGCACAACGUUCAAAAUAAAUUUCUCGAAUGUUGCAACAACUUUAUCUAGUGGAUUUUACA
Amborella trichopoda is the source of this 1989-nucleotide messenger RNA. Its product is annotated as Tetratricopeptide repeat (TPR)-like superfamily protein. NCBI's taxonomy places the organism in Eukaryota, Viridiplantae, Streptophyta, Magnoliopsida, Amborellales, Amborellaceae. Gene Ontology annotation, molecular function: protein binding. The record is from RefSeq and is a predicted model, not a curated record.